This is a messenger RNA of Aspergillus tanneri, 1434 nucleotides long. Its product is annotated as type III polyketide synthase. Gene Ontology annotation, molecular function: acyltransferase activity, transferring groups other than amino-acyl groups. Bases 1 to 1434 code for a protein of 477 amino acids. Lineage: Eukaryota; Fungi; Ascomycota; Eurotiomycetes; Eurotiales; Aspergillaceae. Gene Ontology annotation, biological process: polyketide biosynthetic process. The transcript has 4 exons. The record is from RefSeq and is a predicted model, not a curated record.
AUGCUGAUUGUGUCAGUUGAUUUUUUUGAUUCUGUUCUCAUUAUAGGCAGCUUCGUACCAGACCCUAUCGGAAUUAACUGCUACUGUGCCUACGCUUCAGACAUAUCUAUGGCCAGCUCACCCAGCAUGAAAACUAGCUCCUGUGCAUUACGGUGUCCAAAGGAUGAGGUAUCCAAAUUCCAUGGAGGAGCGCCGAGCAAUGUGAAUGAACUAUUGGGAAAGGAUGCCCCGCAAGCUCAGGCAGAUGUACAGAGUAUUGGAUUUGCUUCACCACUGCGUCAACGGCUCGGAAAAGAACCUCUUAUUGUGAUUGAAAGCAUCGCAACUGAGGUUCCAGAGGGUAAAAGGACACAGUCAGAUGUAGCACAUGUGGUCGCUGCGCUAUUUGAUUCUAAUCCAGAGCAGCGGGAUCGCAUUCCCCGACUAUAUGCCAAGACAUGUAUCGAUACCCGCCAUAUGGCGGUGGAUCCUUUGCACUCCGAUUUUGACAGAGCCAUGUCUAUCCGCAAACGUAUGGAUCUUUUCGUUAGGCAUGCAGCGCCACUAGCUAUCAAAGUUUCUUCGCGCGCCCUAACCGCCAGUCGAGUUGUAAACCCUGUUACAGAUAUUGGAAUGUUGGUCCUGGUGACCAGCACUGGGUUUGUGGCACCCGGUGUGGACGUUGCCAUUGUUAAGGGCCUGGGUCUUUCUCCUUCAGUAUCACGUGCCGUGGUCAAUUUCAUGGGAUGUGCGGCAGCCAUGAAUGGACUACGACUAGCAGCUGACUUUGUACGAGCUCACCCAGACUCCAAGGCAUUAGUGUGCUGUGUGGAGUUAUCAAGCGUGAAUGCCGUAUACAAUGAUGACAUCAAUGAUGUUAUAAUUUCAAGCCUCUUCGCGGAUGGCAGUGCUGCAAUGGUUGUGGGCUCUCCCUCUCCCACCUGUGAAGGGCAUAGGGAACAGCAAAUUCAUCUAAUGCCAGGAGAAAUAAUUAUUCGCCAGAACUUCCACAAUUUAGUGGAUGAGACCAGUGACGGGAUUACCCUCGGCAUCAAUCACAACGGCAUCACCUGCGAGCUAUCACCUAAUUUACCUUCAUAUAUAUAUACUGGUUUAGCUCCUGUGAUUAAUAGGGUGUUGGCCCAUCAGAAAUUGUCACAAGCAGAUGUACACCUGUGGGCUAUUCACCCAGGUGGUCCGAAAAUCAUUGAGGAAUCGGUUCGGUCGCUGGGGCUAGACAGUCAGUAUGCGGCAAAGAGCUGGGAAGUGUUAAGAAAGUUUGGUAACAUGCUGAGUGCAUCUUUGCCAUUUGUACUGGAGCAAAUGAUUGCCGAGGCCAAAAUUGAAAGACCGCUGUCAAGAGGUCUUGCAUUUUCUUUUGCUCCAGGAAUCACAGUUGAAGGGAUGGUGUUUGAAGUAGUCGGCAUUGGAAUUGACCAGUCAGUGAUUGGAUAG